Molecule: messenger RNA, 1653 nt
Organism: Verticillium alfalfae VaMs.102
Lineage: Eukaryota; Fungi; Ascomycota; Sordariomycetes; Glomerellales; Plectosphaerellaceae
Product: cytochrome P450 monooxygenase
Exons: 2
Coding region: 1-1653 (550 amino acids)
Molecular function (GO): heme binding; iron ion binding; monooxygenase activity
Source: RefSeq, a predicted model, not a curated record
AUGGCGACGAAAACGUUCUAUCUCUUGGGCGAGGACCCUUCCACCAGUCAGGAGAUUGAGGUUUCCAGCGCGCUGGAUGAGCAGGGCCUCCAGCAUCUCGUCGCAUCGCACUUCGCCAUCGUUGACCCAAAUGGCAUCGGCUUUGUUUCCGACAACGUGGCGCUCACAGCCAUGGCCGACAUCCUCGCUGCAGAAGGUCCCAUCGCCAUGACCAUCGACGGCAAGGCUGUGCGGGAAGUGCCCGGUCCCAAGGGCCUGCCCUUCAUCGGCAACUACUUUGAGGUCUACCCCGACCAUCUGGGUAACCACCAGCGGCUGUUCGAGAAGUAUGGUCCGCUCGUCAAGACGACCAACCUUGGAAGCACAAUCUACCAGACCAACGACCCUACCCUUGCCAACAUUGUCUUCAGCGAGACCGACUUUUUCUCCAAGCGCAUCAUCGACGGCCACCCGCUGCAGCCCAUCAAGAACAAGGAGGCCGGCGUCUUCCUCGGCGACACGAACACAGAGGAGUGGAAGGUCGCGCACAAGUUCCUGCCGCCAGCCCUCGGCCCCAAGGCCGUACGUCACUACGCGCCAACGAUGCAGAAGACAGUCGAAGACGCCUUCAAGGUCUUUGACGAGCUCGACGACCGCGACGAGGCCUGGAACGUCUACCCCUACAUGCUCAAGCUCGGCUCUCAGGCCGUCGGCAAGCUGGUCCUCGGCAUGGACUUCAAGCACUUUGCCGCCGUCGACGCGCCGCCCCACGAGAUGGUGAUGCGCAUCGCCCAGUCGCUCGAGCUCAACAAGAAGAUCACCUCCAUGGGCAGCUGGUACCGCAACCUGCCCUUCGGCGACCCGCAGCGCCUGCGUGAUGCGCGCGAUCGCAUCGAGGCCAUGAUGCGCGAGUCGGUCGCCAACGCCGCCAAGGGUACCGAAGACCUCGAGCUCCAGGAGGCCGCGCUGCAGGCGGAGAACAUGAUCGACUACGUGCUGCGCGCCAAGGACGCCAAGGGCAACAAGCUGCCGGUCGAACGCAUCAUGGAGCCGCUCGUUGUCGCGACAGGUGCUGGCUUUACGACGACGAGCUCUCUGCUGUCGUGGCUUCUCUACGGCCUCGUCGUGUAUCCGGGCAUGCAGGAGCGGCUGCUACAGGAGCUCGUCGACCACGGCUUCUCCGACGACACGCAGGUCACGGCCGAAUUCACGAACAAGCUCACGUUCCUCGACAAGUACAUCAAGGAGACGCAGCGCCGCCACAACCCGUCCUACCAGCCGGCGCGCACAGCUUCGGUAGACAUGAUUCUGCCGGGUGGCUACAAGCUGCCGCGGGAUGCCAUCGUCAUCCCGGCCAUCCACCAUAUCCACAACAACACCAAGAUCUGGGACAACCCGACGCUCUUCGACCCAGACCGCUGGGACACGGACCGCGUCAAGAACCGGCCCAACGCCUCGUACAUCCCUUUCGCUGUGGGACCCCGCAUGUGCAUCGGCUUCAACUUCGCGCUGCAGGAAGUCAAGGUGUUCCUGCCAAAGCUGCUGUGGCGUUACAAAUUCUCGCUGGCCCAAGACGGGCCGGUGGACUACGACCCCAUGUUCCAGCUCAUCCGGCCGAACAACCUCUACGUGCGCGCGGAGAGGCGGGUCAAGUGGCCGCCCAAGACGGAGUAG